AAAUAGAAGUAACGGCAUUGUGAAAAAAUAAUGAACAUAUUCAUUCAUAGCAUCAGUUUUUUUCAUCAUCUAACAGUACGAAACAAUCGCCAGUUCAUAGUUAUUAUAGUUUUCCUUCAAUGUUAAAUGUUAUUGCUAUCUCCGGAAUGCAAGCUGAUCGCCAAAAAACGAAAGGUCGAAGAUUAAGAUGCGGCAAAAAAAAACUGAUGGAGCCUUCUGUUGAUGCACUGCUGAUGGUGACCAUGAAGAAUUUAGUUUUAAACAAAUUUGGCAAACAAUAAAGUGAAUGUUUUCAGCAUGAAAUAACUAGAUUUUUUCUUAUUAGAAAGUGAUUUACUGUUUCCAUAAGAGUCUCUUAUGAAAAGCAACAACCUCUCAUUGAAGUAGGCGUUCAUCUUCAGAAUUCAUUCGCGUCAUAAGACAAUCUUAUGAAUUUCAUAAAUUUUUCUUAUGGCGCCACUUCAUAAGAGAAUCUUAUGGCAUACAUAAUAGUAUUUUUCUGAGUGUACGUUUCUGAGACGGUCCCGUUUUUCUAGGUCUACUGAAAACCUAGGAAGGCCCCGUGUUUCUAGGUUUCCCAAAGCUAGGGACAAUCCCCUAGCUCGGUCCGCAACGCGAAGCGUAAGGACCAUACUUCACCGUAGUUCGAACGCGCAGCGUGAGGAGGCGGCCCCUUAGUUUUGAACUACGUUUCUGAGUCGGUCCCGUUUUUUCUAGGUUUACUGAAAACCUAGGAAGGCCCCGUUUUUCUAGGUUUACCCAAAGCUAGGGACAAUCCCCUAGUCCGGUCCGAAACGCGAAGCGUAAGGACCAUACUUCACCCUAGUUCGAACGCGCAGCGUGAGGAGGCGGCCCCUUAGUUUUGAACUACGUUUCUGAGUCGGUCCCGUUUUUUCUAGGUUUACUGAAAACCUAGGAAGGCCCCGUUUUUCUAGGUUUACCCAAAGCUAGGGACAAUCCCCUAGUCCGGUCCGAAACGCGAAGCGUAAGGACCAUACUUCACCGUAGUUCGAACGCGCAGCGUGAGGAGGCGGCCCCUUAGUUUUGAACUACGUUUCUGAGUCGGUCCCGUUUUUUCAGGUUUACUGAAAACCUAGGAAGGCCCCGUUUUUCUAGGUUUACCCAAAGCUAGGGACAAUCCCCUAGUCCGGUCCGAAACGCGAAGCGUAAGGACCAUACUUCACCCUAGUUCGAACGCGCAGCGUGAGGAGGCGGCCUCUUGGUUUCGAUCUACGUUUCUGAGACGGCUCCAUUUUUUUUCUAGGUUUACUGUAAACCUAGGAAGGCCCCGUGUUUCUAGGUUUACCCAAAGCUAGGGACAAUCCCCUAGCCCGGUCCGCAACGCGAAGCGUAAGGACCAUACUUCACCUUAGUUCGAACGCGCAGCGUGAGGAGGCGGCCUCUUAGUUUUGAACUACGUUUCUGAGUCGGCCCAGUUUUUUCUAGGUUUACUGAAAACCUAGGAAGGCCCCGUGCCCAAAGCUAGGGACAAUCCUCGUAAUUAUGAUUCAUGGACUUUUGAACAUUUGAAACAGACCGCGAAGUGACUCAGUUGCCAACUAUCCAUACCGCCAAAUAGUCUUACUCGCAAAUUGGGAGACCGCGUAAUGUUACAAACCGCUGAAAGGCAAACCGCCAAAAGGGUCAUAUGCCAAAUGAGAAACCGCCAAGUGUUACAAACCGCCAAAUGAUAAACCGCCAAACAGGUUCAUACGCGAAAUGUCAUACCGCCAAAACGAAUACCGCGAAAUGGUUUACCGCGAGCUGUGAUACAAUCGUGAUAACAUUUCGUUUGAUUUUUGAAUUCGAAUUUUCAGAGCGAUGUCUUCACUUCUCAUCACCAUCAAAGAUGAGCCAGUGGAGGAUGACGGGCUCAUGGAAGAAAUUCCGGGAUCGUACGAUUCCAUAACAAUCAAAGAAGAAGAUGCUUGGAAACAAAAUUUGUAUAAUAUGGACUCCGAGGAUUCUGGUGAGAACGAACCCGAUGAAUCAUCAACAGCAAGCGGUACGAAAUCUUCAACUAACAAUACGGACCAGGUUGAUUCGAAAGAAUCUGAUAGGCCCGACUAUAUGAAACGGAAGCAAACAGUAAAAAUGAAGAUUAAGGUUAAUAAGGACGCUGGGGAAACGUUCGAAUGCGACAUUUGCAAACUAGAAAUAAAGAAAAAGUUUCGAACAAGACAUCUCAAGUCCCACAAGUAUCCGGUUUGCCAAUUUUGCAACAAGAAAUUCGUCCGGGAGAGAAAUCUAGCUCUGCAUCAAGCCACCUUCCACGGAUACCUCAGUGAUGAAUGGGCCAAGAAAAAUUAUAAGAAAUGGCCGCACCGUUGUGACCGCUGCAGUUUACAUUUCCGAUGCGUUGAAUUCAUCUGGUGCCACAAAUGUAAAGGUACUGAUGUGUCGAAUUUCGAUUGUAAGCUUUGUAAUGUUAAAUUGGACACCGAAGAUAAACUAACGAAGCACGUGGCACAGAAACAUAAAAUUGAGGAAGAACUCCAAGAUAAAUUGAAGUACAAAUGCUUAAAAUGUGACAAAAUAUUCAGUAACAAAAGAUUGUUUGAAAAGCACAAGCAAAAAUGCGUUAAUGAUUUUGCUGAGAUAACUGAAAGUCAAUCGUCAGUUGAUCCUGAUAUUGGGGCCAGUCCCCAGAGGAGGUUUCAGUGCUUGGAAUGUGGGAAAAAGUUCCUGAAAUAUUGUCACCUCAAUCGUCAUCAGGCCACUGUUCACUUGAAAAGUGAUAAAAUUAAUGAAGCUAAGGGAGGGGUUCAGUGUAUCGAAUGCGGAAAAAAGUUUCGCAAAAACUAUAACCUCAACCGACACCGGCAAGCCGUUCACAUGGGGAUCAAACCGUUUGCAUGUACAGAAUGUGAGAUGUCAUUUACCGACAAACGUAGCCUGGAGCGCCAUUUUGGCAUUGUUCACGUGGCUAAACCCCGCCACGAGUGUGAAUUUUGUGGAAAGAAGUUUUUCGAUGGCACCUCGUACAGCUAUCACCGUAAGCGGAAACACCCGAAAGAGCGAGCCGAACUGAUGGAAAAACUAGGAGGACAACCAUUACCAUACAGGACCCUGUACUCGCUAGAUGGUUGCAAGCUAGUAACAGAGUUCGAGUGUCCCGAUUGCAGCAAAGAAUUCGAAGAUGAGGAGAAACUAGCGCUUCAUAAGCCAGAGUGCCCAAAAGCGCUGCCUUUAUUUCAAAAUAACAUCAAGGAAGAACAUAAAGAGGAUGAGAGACCCAUGGACGAAAUUCCUGGAUCGUACGAUUCCAUAAUAAUUAAAGAAGAAAAUGAUUGGAAUCAGGUUUUGUAUCAUAAAGAUGCUGCAUAUUUCAGUGAAAACGAACCGAAACAGUCAUCCCCAGCGGCCCUUAUGAAUUCUUCAAAAAGCAAUAUGGACCAGGCUGAUUUGGAAGAAUCCGAAAAAGACAAGUAUACGAAUUCAGACUCGUUAGGAAAAGAGGAUGCAUCGGAAAUCGUUGAAUCUAAUGCUUCGGGUUUUGACUGUAUGCUUUGUAAUGUUAAAUUUGACAGUGAAGACAAACUGACGAUGCACGUGGCACAGAAUCAUCAAAUUGAAAAAAACCUAGACUCUGGUAAUUUGAAAACUGAUAUAAUCAAAACGAAUGAAAAAAGAUUCAAAUGUACCGUUUGUGGGAGCACGUUCCGCAAAAUUUAUAAUCUAAAUCGACAUGGACUUGCCGUUCAUAUGAAUUUUAGACCGUAUUCCUGUACCGAAUGUCAGCAGAAAUUCUCCGACAAACGAAGCCUGGAGCGUCAUUUCGCUAGUCAACAUGUUGGUAAGCCUCGGCACGAGUGUGAAUUCUGUGGAAGAAAGUUUUACGACCCCAAUACGUACCACCUUCACCGUAAACGAAAACACCCUAAAGAACGAGCAGAGCUUAUGAAAAAAUUAGGAGCGAAAGCAUUACCAUACCGGACCCUGUAUUUGCUAGAUGGUUGCAAGGUGGUUACAGAGUUUGAACGUCCAAAUGAAGCUAGACUGACGAUGCAAGUUACACAGGAACAACAAGGAAAUGUUCAAGAUAACUUGAAAGACGAUUCAGAAAUUUCUGUACCCAAUGUUUUAGAUUUCGAAUGCAAGCUUUGUAAAGUUAAAUUUGAAAGUGAAGACAAACUGGCGAUGCACGUUGCACAGAAACAUCAAUUUGAGGAAACACUUGAAAAUGCAACCUUCAAAUGUCUAAAAUGCGACGAAAUAUGUUGUGACAAAAGUUUGUUUAAAAAGCACCAACAUAAUUGUGUCAAAUAUUUAACAAAUCACAAUGAAAAUCAGAUGUCAGCGAAAGCUGACAUGACUAAUGAUACCCAGAAAAUGAUUCAGAGCUUGGAAUGUCAGGUAACAGCCCAUUUGAAAAGUGAUAAAGCCACCGCAGUAAAAUAUAAGUGUAUCGAAUGUGGGAAAAAGUUUCGCAGAUAUUUUAACCUUCGACGGCACCGUCUAUCCGUUCAUUUGAAGAUAAGACCGUUUCCCUGUACGGAAUGUCAAAUGACGUUCACCAACAAACGUAGUCUGGAGCGUCAUUUCGGUAGCCUACAUGUGAGUAUGCCGCGAUAUGAGUGCGAAUUUUGUGGGCAGAAGUUUUACAGUAGCACGGCGUACCACGAUCACCGCAUGCAAGUACAUCCGAAAGAGCGAGUCGAUCUAUUGGAAAAAACAGGGGGACAAUCGUUGCCAUACAGGACCCUAUAUUCGUUGGAUGGUUGCAAGUUAGUCACAUUAUCCGAAAGUCCUGAUGAUUCGAAUUUCAACUAUGCUGCAUUCGACAUUGAAGAUCAACAGACGGUACAAAUGGCACAGAAACCUCAAAUUGAGGAAAAACCGCAAAGAAAUUUGGCGGAUGCUUCUGAAACUUCUGAGAAUGAUGGUUCGAAUUUCGACUGCAAGCUUUGUAAUGCUAAAUUCGUCUGUGAAAAGAAACUGUCGUUGCACGUGGCACAGAUGCAUCUAGUGGACGGAAAAUUUGAAGAUAACUCCAAAUGUUUCAAAUGUGGCAAAAUAUUCUCUCGAGAAAGAUUGUUUGAAACGCACAUGAAAAAAUGCGCCCGAUAUUUUGAAAUGAUGGAAAACUCGAACGAAAUUUACUCAUCAGCGGAUUCCGACAUAGAGUGCUUGGAGUGUGGGAAAAAGUUCCCUACACAAACUGACCUGCAUGAGCAUCAGACCGCAGUCCAUUCAAAAACUGGACUUGUUAGACAAUUCAACUGCACCGACUGUGGAAAACAUUUCGGCAAAAUUUAUAAUCUUAACAGGCAUCGGCGUGCCGUCCAUUUGAAUAUUAGACCGUUUCCCUGCACCAAAUGUCAGUUUAAAUUCACCGACAAACGGAGCCUGGAGCGCCAUUUUGCCUGCAUUCAUGUGGGAAAGCCUCGAUAUGAAUGUGAAUUCUGUGGGAUGCAGUUUUACGAAAGCACCUCGUACCUAAAACACCGUAAUCAAAAACACCCGAAAGAGCGAGCAAAACUGAUGAAAAGUUUGGGAGUACGUACGCUACCCUACCGGACCCUAUAUUCGUUAGACGGUUGUAAACUGGUGGCCGAGUUCAAGUGUCCUGAUUGCAGCGAACAAUUCGCAGAUGAUGAAAAACUAGCGGACCACAAACAAGAGUGCACGAAAUCAGUGAAAAGGUUUCUCUUGAAUUCGUAACAUUUACAUGAAGUGAACAAGGUGUACAUUAUAUUUCAGAAAAUUUAUUUUAAUAAAUUGUUCAAAGAUACAGCUGACCAGAUUUUGUUAUGAAA
Messenger RNA from Uranotaenia lowii, 5759 nucleotides. RefSeq names its product zinc finger protein 99-like. NCBI's taxonomy places the organism in Eukaryota, Metazoa, Arthropoda, Insecta, Diptera, Culicidae. The coding region runs from base 1822 to 5664 and encodes 1280 amino acids. The record is from RefSeq and is a predicted model, not a curated record. The transcript has 3 exons.